GGUAAUUUUCGGAAAGCAAAAUCUCAACGGCGUCGUGUAGUUGGCGGGCCGACGUUUUCCUCUGCUUGCUCCUGCCGUUUCUGCUUAGCGCGGGGGGUCUCGCUUCCUUCGACAUCGACGGAGAGCAGGGAAAUAGUCAAUGCAGAGAAGCUCGGCUAGGUCGGAAAUCGGAAUCGGAAUCGGAAUCGGAAUCGGAAUCGGAAUCGGAAUCGAGAAGCUGAGCGACGAGAAGUACACGGUGGCUUGGAAAUGCGAUUCCUAUUCUGCACCAUUUCCGAAACCAAGUCGUGGAUCUUCUCGUGAGCUCUGAAUCGAGGUACAAUCCUUUCUCAUUGUCUUCUUCCCUUCAUUUUGCUGCUUGGAGUAAGUAAUUAAGCAAGAGUUGUUGCUGUUCUGAUUGAGUAGCUUUGAUCAAUUGGAGGAUCGUUAUUCGUUAAUGAAAUGCUGAAUUGCUGAUAGUUCCUCACCCGAACUGUCUUAUGAUGUGGUUAGAGGGCAAACAAGGUCCGAGUGUAGAAAUUCUCCUGUUGAGGGUCAUUCAGAGACUCAUUUGUGGGAUUAAAGUUACCUUAUGUCGCUGAUUCGUAAAAAAGUUUGGUUUUUGGAAGAUCUAGAACUCCUGUGUUCAGUUAUCCUUGCUCAUUGGUGAAGGUAGAAUAUCUUCGUUUCGGUAAUUUGAGGCUGAUUAGGUUUUACUUUGAGGAGCAUAUGCAUUGGCAUAGCACGUUUCAGGGAAUUGGUGAUGUCUGUUUGUAGACGGAUAAGCUGCUGUUGGUUAGCUUCUGUUCCUAGCUUAGAUUAUAAGUGUGGAUUCAAGGUGGUUUUGUUAGCUCUAAUCUAUGGUAGAAGAUAUGCUUGAACAUUUUCCUCCUUCCAGUUGAAGGAAAAGUUCAACUAAAAAGCCUCAAAUUUUAUAUAAAAUGUCAACGGGAGUGAAUUAUCUGUUAAUCCUUCUUACUUCACCUCAUUAUUAGUUAUUACCAGUCCAUAGCGUAUUUUCUGAUCUGGGGUGAACGUUCGUUUUUUUAAACCAGAUGUUUUGACUAUGUUACAAAAGAACUUGUAAAGAUCAAUUACCAUUAAGAUAUAUUACUAGUACAAUAUCUAAGAUCUAACCCCUUUGGGAAUGAUAUACUGUGCUCGUCUGCAGACCAUUUCUAUCAAAUGGAAGGAGUAAGGGAUUCUGUUGUCAAGAAAUCUAAAAGAUUGACAUCUGUUGUAUGGAAUCACUUUGAACGGGUAAGGAAGGCUGACACAUGCUAUGCUGUUUGUGUGCAUUGUAACAAGAAACUUAGUGGAUCAAGUAAUAGCGGAACUACGCAUCUCAGAAAUCACUUAAUGCGAUGUUUGAAGAGAUCCAAUUAUGAUGUAACACACCUAUUUGAGGCAAAGAGAAGGAAAAAGGAACCCUUGUUUGCUGUUACAGAUGUCAAUCCGGUGGUACAAAGACCGGAUGCAUACAUCAACACUCCAGUAGUAAAGUUCGAUCAGGAGCUAAGAAAACACGGAGUUCUGAACGUGGGAAGUAGUAGUAGGUUCAGUCAACAGCGUAGUCAGCUUGAUCUUACCUGCAUGAUUCUAUUACAUGGUUACCCGUUGACCAUGAUUGACCAUUCCGGAUUCAGAGUUUUUUUGAAGAAUCUUCAGCCUUUGUUUGAGGCUGUACCAAAUGCUUCUGUUGAAUCCUCUUGCGUGCAAAUCUAUGAGAAAGAGAAGCAUAGAGUGCGUGAAAUGUUAAGCAGAUUGAAUGGCAGAAUAAACCUUGCAGUUGAAAAGUGGAGUUGUCCGGACAAUAAUCAAUACUUGUGUUUGACAGCACAGUUCAUUGAUGAGAUUUGGAAACUGCAGAGGAAAGUUCUAAACUUUGUGACUUUAGAAACCUCUCAGACCGAAGAUAUGCUUUCUGAAGUGAUUAUUAAGUGCCUGUUGGAGUGGGGUAUUGAGUGCAAGUUGUUUGCUAUGACAUUUGAUGAUUGCUCCAUAGAUGAUCAUAUUAUUGUGAGAAUAAAGAACCGGAUUUCUGAAACCAGGCCCCUUUUGAGUAAUGGCCGACUAUUCGAUAUCAGGUCUGCUGCUCAUGUAGUAAAUUUGAUGGUUCAAGACGCCAUAGAAGCACUAGGAGAGGUGAACCAGAAGAUUCGAGAAAGUGUAAGAUAUGUCAAAAGUUCAAGAGAAAUCCAGCUCAAGUUCAACGAGAUUGUUCAGCAAGUUGGUAUGGAUGGUCAGAAAAACUUAGUUCUUGAUGCCCCAUCGCGGUGGAACUCGACAUACUAUAUGCUCGAGACAGCCCUAGAAUACAAGACUUCAUUUUGCUUCUUGCAACAACAUGACCCAGGCUACACUACAGUUUUAACGGAGACUGAGUGGGAAUGGGCGAGUUCUAUUACUGGUUAUUUGAAACUGUUUGUGGAGAUUACCAAUGUUUUCUCUGGAAGCAAACCUCUGACAGCCAACAUGUAUUUCCCCGAGAUAUGUGAUGUUCACAUCCAACUAAUUGAAUGGUGCAAAAAUUCAGAUGGCUAUCUUAGUUGCAUUGCUUCUAAGAUGAAAGCCAAGUUUGAUAGGUACUGGAGCAAAUGCAGUUUGGCUUUGGCAGUUGCUGCAAUCUUAGACCCUCGGUUCAAGAUGAAACUGGUGGAGUACUAUUACUCUCAGAUUUAUGGUAGCACAGCCCUGGAUCGAAUCAAGGAGGUCGCGGAUGGUAUAAGGGAACUUUUUAAUGCAUACUCUAUCUGUUCAACAUUGGUUGACCAAGGCUCAACUCUUCCUGGAAGUAGCAUGCCAGGCACUUGCACCAAUAUUAGCAGAGAUAGAUUAAAGGGCUUUGACGAAUACCUGCAUGAGACGUCUCAAAGCCAGAGUUCUGUAUCCGACCUGGACAAAUAUUUAGAAGAACCGGUGAUUCCUCGUAACCAUGAUUUCAACAUUUUGAACUGGUGGAUGGCCCAUACACCAAGAUACCCUAUCUUGUCUAUGAUGGCAAGGGAUGUUCUGGGCACUCCAAUGUCAAAUGUCUCACCCGACAUGGUGUUCAGCACCGAAAGAAGGAUGCUCGAUGGUUACAGAAGCUCGCUAAGUGCAGACACUCUGCAGGCUUUGAUAUGUGCUCGUGAUUGGUUGCAUAUUGAACCAGAAGAUCACGCGUCGUCCUCUUCCCUCGCUGUCUGCAUUGAAUCAAGCUAAUCAGUCGGCAGUAUGCUUCCUCCUGCGCUCUCUUCCUCUUGUGUAUGGUAAAGAAAUUGCUGUGAGCUGACAUCUGAUUGGUCUUCUAGGCAUCCUACAUCCUUUUCAAAUAUGUGUAUUCAUGUCCAUAUUCAAUAAACCAAAGCUUCCUAGAUGAGUCGUUUCUUCUUCUGUAUCAGAUGCUUGAAAGUAUUGUUAAUUUUAAAGCUGCUCCCCUCGCUUUAGGCAUGUAAAUAAAGAACCUUUUUAGGUCACUUGAAUUGCCUUUUGCAUCUAUUCUUCUUUUCUCGCUUUGCUCCUGUUCUUGUACAUUUGACGCGAAAGAGAUCCAUUGAGCAUUGGGAGAGGGUCUUUUAUUUCAUACUUUUGAUCUAAAAAAGGAACCUUUGGAAAAGGUGUCCUGUUUUGUUUUCUUUUUCGCUUGAGUUGGCUUUUGCAUCUAUUCCCGCUUCGCUAUGGACUCGAUUUCUUAGCACUAUCACAGACUCGAUUGACGUAAAAGAGAUCAAUUGGGCGGUUUUGUAUUGUAAUUUUGAUCUCCAAAAGGAACUUUUGGCAAAGGUGUUUUGUCCUUUCCUCAGCUUGGUCUUAUGAUAAUAUCAACGAGUGAUGAGUUCUUGUUCUGGUACAUACAAGAAUGUUUGAUGAUGUGGCAAGCCUUGUUGGCAGGUCGAGCAUCCUCUUCCCUCUUCUCUUGCACACACACAGAGCAAGCUUUAGAUGGUGGUCGAUGCUUUUCUAAUCGUCAAAUUAUGUCUUGACAGUUAGAAAAACACACGAGAUUCACAUAUGAUAGUUGUUGAUUUUAUGCCGCUUGUUCUGCUGCAGCUGGCAUAUAUAGAGGAAAGAUGGCAAUCCUCUGUCCCCUCUUAAGUUGCCAUACUAAAGUUCUAAAUCUAAUGCACACAUAUUCGUUUAAUUAAGUUGUCUGAACAAUCUCAUAAUUUUCUCAUCUCUUACAAAACAACAAUCAAUCGAUUUGGUACACCCACCCGCAUGAUCUGAGCAAUCUCUAGAGUAUACCAAUUGUAGCCAAGGCUAAGCAUUCUAGUCGCUAAAGUAAGGAUAUGCAAUCUUGAGAAAUAAAGGCUCUCAAAGGGAUGGGACUACUGGACUGGAUUCCCACCGAAUAUCUCACUUUUGCAGAUAAAGUAUGCAACUUUGAGGUGCGGAAUGCAAUGCAGUGCACUGCAGUGCAGAAGAGAUUUACUAGUAUCUCCUUAGGGCCCAUGCGUUUAGGCUGAUUUUGAACCCACUCGUCUAGUAGAAUAGUACCAAGUUGAACGAAUAACGUUAACUUGGAGAUCAAAUUAGCAUGUAUACAUGUCUUUCAGAUACCAUUAUCUCAUGAGACUCGACAUGCAAAUGUACCAGGUGUCCUAAUUCCGUAUGAAAGAAAACUAUCCGAUAAUUCGAUAAAGUCAGAAUAACGUGAAAUCAAAGUAAUAUUUGUUAGGUUCACUAUAUCAAAAUUUCAGGUUGGCUUCCACGGUUUUAUAUAUAUGAAAUCGGAGAAAACCAACUUUUUUUUUUACCACCAUUCAUUGAUAUGAAAUGUCAUUCAACAAACAUUUGGCAUUUGA
Linum trigynum is the source of this 4766-nucleotide messenger RNA. Lineage: Eukaryota; Viridiplantae; Streptophyta; Magnoliopsida; Malpighiales; Linaceae. The record is from the annotation of a GenBank genome assembly.